This is a messenger RNA of Helianthus annuus (common sunflower), 1304 nucleotides long. Its product is annotated as inositol polyphosphate multikinase alpha. Lineage: Eukaryota; Viridiplantae; Streptophyta; Magnoliopsida; Asterales; Asteraceae. Gene Ontology annotation, biological process: inositol phosphate biosynthetic process. Gene Ontology annotation, cellular component: cytoplasm; nucleus. Gene Ontology annotation, molecular function: inositol-1,4,5-trisphosphate 3-kinase activity; inositol tetrakisphosphate kinase activity. The record is from RefSeq and is a predicted model, not a curated record. The transcript has 2 exons. Bases 262 to 1155 code for a protein of 297 amino acids.
AACCGGAUCAACUAUUCAAGUUGACAUUCUCUCUCUAAACCAAACCAGAAAGAAAUCGUAUAUUAUCCAGGUAGUUAAUCCAUGAUUUUCCACUAUUUACCGCAUCAGAUCUUUCGAAUUUUUUUAGUUGUACCCAAUUGAACUCUGCGUUUGAUUUCGCAUCCAUUGUUGUUGAUUUAAUUCAAAAUAGUUGUGAAAGGGUUUCAGUUCAUGCAUUAAAGAAUGAACACAGUUCUUAAACAGAGACCAUCUUAAACCGACAUGCUUAAGGUCCCCGAUCAUCAGGUUGCCGGACACGAAGCUGGGCUCGGGAAGCUCGGCCCGCUCAUUGACGAUUCGGGCCGGUUUUACAAACCUCUGCAGGGUGAUAAUCGUGGGUCUGAAGAGGUAGCCUUUUACGAAUCAUUUUCUUCCAACUCUCAUAUUCCAGAACACAUACGCAAAUUCUUCCCUAUGUAUUACGGCACCAAAAUCAUGAAGGCGUCUACUGGCGUUGACCACCCUCACAUGGUGUUGCAAGAUCUUACAUCCGCUCGUGUCAACCCGUCUGUGAUGGACAUCAAAAUCGGGUCCAGAACGUGGGCCCCGGAUGCUUCUGAAGCAUACAUUGCAAAAUGUUUAAAAAAGGAUAGAGAAAGCACAAGUAUUCCGUUGGGAUUCAGGUUAUCCGGGCUGCAAGUUUAUAUCGAUGAUGAAUCAAGGUUUUAUAAACCUGAUAGAAAUUAUAUACGUAAAACCGGCCCGGAUGAUGUUAGACUACUUCUUAGGAAAUUUGUUUCUUCUAACCCAUCCGCAGAUAUGGAAAUGGGCACGGGCUCGGGCCCAGGCCCAGAUUGCUCUUUAGCAUCUUCUGUUUAUGAUGGGCCUAAUGGGAUUUUGGCUCAACUGUUGGAAUUGAAGGCAUGGUUUGAAGAUCAAACAUUUUACCACUUCUAUGCUUGUUCUUUUCUUUUCGUAUAUGAAAAGAGGUUGGGGUUAAAAGGUGCUUUGUCAAACGCAGAAGUCAAACUUAUCGAUUUUGCACAUGUUACAGAUGGUAAUGGUGUUAUUGAUCACAAUUUCUUGGGUGGCUUGUGUUCUUUGACAAAGUUCAUUUCCGACAUACUUACAGAGAUAAAAGACUGUACUGGUACAAACGGCCAGGUUGAACUUUGAAACUCUCUUAUUGUUGCUUUUUUUUUUUUAAGAAUUUAUGAUGACAGUGUGUAUAAUUUCAAAUUUAUUCGCUUACUGAAUCGCAUCUUGAAAUUGUGUAUUCGUCUUUUAGUUUACCAUUUACUUAUAAAUGAGUCUAUUUGUUGAAA